This is a messenger RNA of Sus scrofa (pig), 2858 nucleotides long. The record is from RefSeq and is a predicted model, not a curated record. NCBI's taxonomy places the organism in Eukaryota, Metazoa, Chordata, Mammalia, Artiodactyla, Suidae.
AAAAUUUAUUUCUACUUAUACAUGGAAUAUGUUGCAGCAGUUUUCUCAGGAAGCCCCGCUCAGCUCAUCUUGUUACAUUUCCAAGAGCCAAAGAAACAAGUCUAUUUUGAAUAAUCAUUUGCAUAAGCAGACACACACCAUGGGCUCUUUAAACUACCACAUUUGUUUGAAUGAAAUGAACUUGACUUUAGUUGGAGCUGUCACAUUGUGAUUUAUUUCCCAAUUUCCCUUCCUGUCAAUGGGCUAUAACAGUCAGCCCACUGUACACCUGUCCCUCAUGGCCCUUGGGUCCUCUAUUUCUGAGAAACACAGUGUCUGUGACGUCGGGUUGAGGAAGGACACAGCAUAACCAGCCCAGCCUGACCCAUGACAAAUGAUAGAGUAAAUAUUCCUGAUUAGCCUGUUUUAUCACCCACAUCUCUUCUCUAGCCCACCAGAGUGUCAAAUGAUCUGUUCAGACACUGCUUCCAGAAGGAGCUCUUAUCCUAGAUUUCGGUGAAUUGAUCCCAAGAUGAAGAAGGGUUCAAUGUCCAAAAGAAUGGGGCACCUUUCCUGGGUGUCCUGCUCAAUCCUCCAGACACCGAGUCUGCUGUUUUGUUUAAAAAGUGUCUUUCCUUCACUCAAAUUAUCUCAUUAAAGCCUCAAGUGAUCCUCGGAGGUUUUUUCAGUACUCAUCUCACAAAAGUGGAACCCGAAGCUAAGGAAGUUUAGGGUCACACGUCUGGUAAAUGGAUUGUGGGCUGAUUUCAGAUUUCCUGGCUCUGGAAGGCGUUAAAUAAAAUACAAAGGGAAAAAAAGUGAUGGGCAGGCUAAGAGGCACGCCUAGGAAGCAGCGCCGCUCAGGAAACAGAGCAUCCUGCGGUUCUUUGUUUAGUCUGGCCAGUCGAUUUGGGGAAAAGGAAGUAGCCUGUGGCAGGUGGAGGGUGGGGAUGGGGAGCAGGACUAGGUCUGGGUCGGGGGGAGCCCCUCUCUGCUCCGGGAGCCCAUCCGCUGGGGAGUCUCUCCUUGCUCCUCCCGAGCCGGGAAACGCGGCCCCGCCUGGCCCCGUGCGGCCGCCGUAGAGUCCUCGUUGCCAUGGCUCCCAAACUCGGGUACCGACGCGGAUACACGCGGAGGCGCGACUGGGAGGUGGCCAGGGAGUCGUGGAGGCGAGCUUCCCGGGCCCGCGAACCCGAGCGGCGCCAUGGGCCGGAUCACGGAAGAUCUUAUUAGACGGAACGCCGAGCACAAUGACUGUAUCAUUUUUUCCCUGGAGGAACUCUCUUUGCAUCAGCAAGAAAUAGAAAGACUAGAGCAUAUUGACAAAUGGUGCCGGGAUUUAAAAAUUCUCUAUCUUCAGAAUAACUUCAUUGGAAAAAUUGAAAAUGUUAGCAAACUCAAGAAACUUGAAUAUUUGAAUUUAGCCUUAAACAACAUUGAAAAAAUUGAAAAUUUGGAAGGGUGUGAAGGGCUGACAAAGCUUGACCUGACGGUCAAUUUCAUCGGCGAGCUGAGCAGCGUGAAAACCCUCCAACACAACAUCCACCUGAAGGAGCUCUUCCUCAUGGGAAACCCCUGUGCCGACUUCGACGGCUACAGGGACUUCGUGGUGGCCACGCUUCAGCAACUGAAGUGGUUGGAUGGUAAAGAAAUUGAGCGUUCGGAAAGGAUUCAGGCAUUGCAGAACUUUCCAGCAGUUGAGCAGCAAAUCAGAGAGCAGGAGAAAGCUUAUUGCCUCACACGAGCCAAGGACAAGGAAGCGACUCAGAGGAAACUGCAAGAGGAGGAAAACGAAGGCAAGGGGAGCCGCCACACCGACUCUGAUGGACACUGGUUCACAGACAUCAGCACCACGCUUCUGUCUUCUGAAGAGAACGAAGACCACAUCCAGGCACCAGAAAUACCAGAAGGGGAAUGCAAGAAGAAGAAAUCAGACAGCAGUGAAGACGACCUGGAAUUCUGGAACAAGCCCUCGCUGCACACUCCCGAAUCUAGAUUGGAAACUCUUAGACAUAUGGAAAAACAACGAAAAGACCAAGAAAAAUUGAGACUUGACUUCUCUUUGAAAGAUGAUGAAAAACGUAACCAGAUCGUCCUGGACCUCGCCGUGUAUAGGUACAUGGACACCUCUUUAAUCGAUGUCGAUGUACAGCCAACAUACGUGCGGGUCACGGUCAAAGGAAAGCCAUUUCAGCUCGUGCUCCCUGCAGAAGUCAAACCUGAUAGCAGCUCUGCUCAAAGAUCACAGACAACAGGGCACCUGGUCGUCUGCAUGCCCAAGGUGGGCGAGCUGGUCACAGGCUGUCAAGGAACGUCGCCGUCUGUGAAGAGCACGCCGGACCGUGGCAGAGCGCAGACACGCCAAAGAAGCCAGCAAGUUGAGAGACUAGAGGUCGAUCCCAGCAAGCAUUCCUUCCCUGACGUGGCUAACAUAAUCCAAGAGGAAAGACACACACCCAGAAGAGUUCAGUCUGAACCCAAAAGAAUACCAGGCGAGGAAGAUCCAGGCUUUGAAGAUAAUCCCGAAGUGCCUCCGUUGAUCUGAAACUUCAGGCUGUGCUGACCCACCAAAAUCUUUCCCAGGUUUGCUCAGUGCCGAGAGUGUGUUUAUAUGGUUUAUGGGGUAAACACAGUUACUUUUCAAUAUCACUACUCCUGUGCUUUAGCUUCUCCUCUGUGCAGUCAUGCACUCAACCUAGUUUAAAAUUAAAAUGUAUGCCUUCAGAGUGCUGUAACAUCAUUCGUCUGUCAUAAAGUGUUGGCUGGAGAAAGUGCUCAGUAAAUCACAGAACUGUUACAGAAACGUGCCGAUUAUAAAUCCCAGAAGUGCCUGCUUGUGCAGAUGGGUGAGGUCAUGGAUUAAAGGAGUGAUUAUUAAA